This is a messenger RNA of Symbiodinium sp. CCMP2592, 978 nucleotides long. Lineage: Eukaryota; Dinophyceae; Suessiales; Symbiodiniaceae. The record is from the annotation of a GenBank genome assembly.
AUGCCAUGGAUCGGGCGAGUCGUCGAUUCGCAUCUUACAGAUGCAUCAGCCUCUGAACUCCUGGGGAUCGGGGUCGAAACCCCAGCGGAUCUGGCUUUCUUAUGGUCUUCCGAAGUUGAGAUCUUCGAUGCCUUCGUGGAUCCUGCCAUCCAGUCCCAGGUUACUGCAGCUUGGCGUGCAGCCCGAGUUGAAGCUGAGAUUACCAUCGCGCAAAUACCGGAACAACCGAUCGCCAAGAAACAUCGUGUGAACCAAAUCCAGUGCGCAAUAGGUGCCCGACCAAAGAAGCGGGCUGUCCCUCCGGUCUCUCUACUACCAGGGCCUUUCCAGGUACGUUUUUUGCAGCAGCCUUCGUCCCGACAACCGGACCCCGGCGACGAGCGGACACCUAUAUUGGACAUGAUGUUCGAAGUCGUUCUCGCUUCUGGUUGCCACAACGUGCUGUUUGGGGAAGAGUUGGUACGGAUGCCAUUCGAGAGUAGACCAUUGUUCGACCGAAAGUUGCAGGUAGUGCCACUGGAAGCCCUAAAGGGGCAUAGGAGGGCCUUUAAACGAUGGGUCACUUAUCACGCAGAGCAUUGCCCUGCAGAGAUGCCUUAUUGGCAACCGCCUGCUCUGACUCUUUCGCAGUUCCUUUUGCAUGUCAGCCGAGGCGGACCGACAGCUGCCAAGGGAAUUUAUAGUGCGUUGAAGUGGUGGCGCGAGGCGCUAGGAAUCCCGUUGCCAAUCAUGGACGGACUAGUGGCGCACUGGGCGGUGGCGGAGCCUGGGCAUUGCGCCUCACCUAAGCCACCGAUGUCAGUGCAGGUUCUGCUGGCUGUUCUCUCGGCCGCCCCUAAGUUGCGUGGUACUAUGGCCUCGGCGGUUGCAUGGCUCCGAUGCAUUCGCGGCGUGAGUCUGAUUAACCACACUAUGUUAGUACACUCGAGCGGCAUGAGCACGAACCAUGUGGGGACACUUAUUUUCAAAACACGCUGA